This is a messenger RNA of Cyprinodon tularosa, 3268 nucleotides long. RefSeq names its product ariadne homolog 2 (Drosophila) (gene arih2). The transcript is spliced from 15 exons. Gene Ontology annotation, biological process: ubiquitin-dependent protein catabolic process; protein polyubiquitination; positive regulation of proteasomal ubiquitin-dependent protein catabolic process. The record is from RefSeq and is a predicted model, not a curated record. Gene Ontology annotation, cellular component: cytoplasm; ubiquitin ligase complex. Bases 406 to 1938 code for a protein of 510 amino acids. Gene Ontology annotation, molecular function: zinc ion binding; ubiquitin protein ligase activity; ubiquitin conjugating enzyme binding. NCBI's taxonomy places the organism in Eukaryota, Metazoa, Chordata, Actinopteri, Cyprinodontiformes, Cyprinodontidae.
AUUGAUAAGCACCUCUGCAACCAUCCUCCUUCCGCCUUGGAGCCAAGCUAAAGAGUGAAAAUCGCUCUAUAGGAUUUCCCCACACAAAACCAGCUGUCUGCUGUCCCAGCAGGCCGAGCCAGCUCUGCUCUGAGAGAUUGUGCUGAAAGCUGUUUUCCAAAUGAGUGACGGAGAGUGCGACUUCUUCUGCUUCUUCCGCUGCUGCUGAGUGCGCUCCAUCGCGCCUCAGUCAGACAGGAGGGGGGUGGAGCUUCUCUCCACACGGUGACCAAAGUGGAAAGAAGGCAAGAAGAAAAAAGGUGGGGGGGUAGUUUCGGUCUUACCAUUCCAGCCAUAACUGGACAUCUUCAAUCCGACAGGUAGGCGACUUGUCUACCUGUCUGGGUGAUUGGCACAAUCGACUGAAUGUCUGUGGACAUGAACAGCCAGGCGUCGGACAGCAAUGAGGAAGACUUUGGGGUUAACUCUGAGGAAGAGGAGGAUGACGACGGAGGAGAGGAAGAUGAUCAGGGAGAUAUCGCAGGCUAUUAUGAUGGGGUGGCAAAUGACGUUGAGCAACAGGGCGCUGAUUCUUUCGACCCGGAGGAGUACCAGUUCACCUGUUUGACGUACAAAGAGAGCCAGCAUGUGUUGAUAGAGGAAGUGAACAGUGUUGCUGCUGCUCUGAAGGUUUCACCAUCGGUAGCAAAACUGAUCCUAGUGCAUUUCCAGUGGCAGGUUGCACAAAUACUGGACGCUUGUAAGUCCAAUUCUUCUCAGCUUUUGUCAGACGCUCUGGUCCAGCCCAGCAGCACAUGCAGAAUAGCCACUGCCCCUCAGUCCCUCCAGUGUGGUGUGUGUCUACAGGUCGUACGGAGGGACUCCCUGCUGGCCCUGCCUUGUCAGCACUCCUUCUGUAAAGCAUGCUGGGAGCAGCACUGCACCGUACUCGUCAAAGAUGGCAUGGGAGUGGGUAUCUCAUGUAUGGCUCAGGACUGUUCGCUGCAGAUGCCAGAAGACUUUGUCCUCCCACUGCUGCCAGGAGAGGAGCUAAAGGAUAAAUACAGACGCUACCUCUUCAGAGACUAUGUCGAGAGUCACUUCCAAUUGCAGUUAUGUCCGGGUGCAGACUGUCCCAUUGUCAUCAAGGUGCAGGAGCCCAGGGCGCGCAGAGUGCAGUGCAGCUGCUGCAGUGAAGUCUUCUGCUUCAAAUGCCGCCAGAUGUACCACGCGCCCACAGACUGCGCAACAAUUCGUAAAUGGCUGACUAAAUGUGCCGAUGACUCAGAGACUGCAAACUACAUCAGCGCACACACUAAAGAUUGUCCAAAGUGCAAUAUCUGCAUCGAAAAGAAUGGAGGGUGUAAUCACAUGCAAUGCUCCAAGUGCAAACACGACUUCUGCUGGAUGUGUCUUGGAGACUGGAAGACUCAUGGCAGUGAAUACUAUGAGUGCAGCCGAUACAAAGAAAACCCUGAUAUAGUCAACCAGAGCCAACAAGCUCAGGCCAGAGAGGCGCUCAAGAAAUACCUCUUCUAUUUUGAGAGGUGGGAGAAUCAUAACAAGUCCCUGCAGUUAGAGGCUCAGACGUACCAGAGGAUCCAGGAGAAAAUCCAGGAGAGGGUAAUGAACAAUCUGGGAACUUGGAUCGACUGGCAGUACCUGCAUAAUGCUGCAAAGCUACUGGCUAAGUGUCGCUACACACUGCAGUACACCUACCCUUAUGCCUAUUACAUGGAGUCUGGACCGCGCAAGAAACUGUUUGAAUACCAGCAGGCCCAGCUGGAAGCAGAGAUAGAAAACCUUUCAUGGAAGGUGGAGCGGGCUGACAGCUAUGAGAGAGGAGUGGUAGGAGGAGAAUGCGAGCUCAGCGCCAGUGAUAGAGGGGAUUUGGAGAAUCAGAUGCACAUUGCUGAGCAGAGGCGACGCACGCUGCUGAAGGAUUUCCACGACACCUGAAGCUCAAAUCGCGACUGCAAAGCACCAGCAUCCUCCCUCCUUUUUUUUUUCCUACCUUUGCUUCCUACCAGGAUCAUCUGUUGUUGCAGUCAUACUUACCCUGCUUCCCUCAACCUUAUCAUUUGCUUCCUCUGCUCUGUCUUUCUCUCCUCUUACACCCAGAAUGCUGCAGGGUCACAGAAUGUCAGUCAUGUAUGGACCCCCCCUCCUUUCUUUCCCAGCUGUUUGAUAUAUUUGACACAACAUCUGUUGUGGUUACACUUGUUUCAACUCAUCAGAUCUGAUCUUGUGGGUCAUUUUGUGAGGUUUUGUGUCGAUAAAUAGAGUAAAAUCGCUAUGACCAAGCAACUACAGGGAUCGUGUUGCCUGCUGGAGAUCAGAAUCUACCUGAAUAGUUUUCCUGUGAUGGUGGGAUUAUUGCUUAAAAGGAGCAGCCUGUACUGUUGUGUCGCGGAGGAAUAGGUGGUGGAGUAAUCACCUUUUGUUUUCUUUAAGGCAACAAUGCAACCACUGGAUCUGUAUUUUUGGGAUAUACAGCCUCUUUUUAGGUCUUGCACCUUUGUUAAUCCCUUGAUUGAAACAUUUUAAAGAUGGCGAUUUUGCCACGUCCUGAUUUAAAUUCUAAAAGAGCUCCCAAAGACAUUAUUUAGCCUCACUCAAUUUGAGUUUUUUGUUUGGUUGUUUUUUUCUUUUUGUUGUUUUCUUUUUUUUAAAUAUAGACUGUUCUCAAACCAAAUCUAAAAGUAGUGAUAUUUAAGUCCAAUAGAGAUUAGGAACAUGUUGGGAUUUGAAAGGCAGCUACUUUACAAUUAUGACACCAUUUUUUUUUUUUCUUCUUUCAACUUUUACUGUUAUUUUGUGUUGCAGCAUGACUGAAACAAAUGACUUAAUAAUACAGAAUUAUCAUUCUGAUACUGAAAUAAUGACCUAAAUAUGUUCACAAAUAAAGAAGAUGGAAUAAGAUCUAACCUCCUUUCUUAAAGGUACCUCCACCGAUCUAAUCUCUUGUCAUAAUCAAGUACUACAGCUCCUCCCACCGACAUUCAGAUGGUGUGCACACUCCAACGCCUCAUUACAAAAAACAUUUGUUUUCCCUCCCAUCUCAUGCUCUCUUCUUCCUUUACUAUCAUCCCAGAGUUUCUUUUUUCUUUUUUUUUGCUCCGUUUUCUGUUUUCCUUCAGCUCAUGAUGCUCACCUCUGAAAAAUGGCUGUUGAUAGUUAGAUCAUUUAAAAAAAUGGAAAAAAGAAAAAAAUAAUAAAAAAAUGCUGUAAUUUUCAAUGGUUGUACAUUAAUACAGAAAUAGAGUUACUGAGAGUUUUUAAAACCGGA